CAACCUGUUUUCUUGAGACGUGGAAAAGAUAUAAUGCCGCUUUACAGUUCGAUUGGGACGUACUUGAAUUUGAGAAGGAAGAGUUACCGCGACCGGAAUUCGUUGGCACUAUGGUUAGAAAAUCGCCGAUUACGUUCAAGCAAGAGAUUCAUUUUCCAUUUGGGAAGCGUUUGCGAAAAUUAUUUGUAUCGGGGAUGAUUGUUUUUGUUUCAAUAUGUAUUGUUACGGUUACUAUCGGUGUACUGCUUAUAUAUCCGCAACGUCUUUUUGCCUAUGGUAAUGCGUGGGGAAGUGUUGUUGUCGGGUUGAUUAAUCUUGCAACCGUAAUAACACUAAACAUGGUGUAUUCUCAGUCGGCUAUUUGGUUGACUGACUUUGAAAACCACAGAACAGCCACAUCUUAUGAGGAUUCGUUGACCCUUAAAAUCUAUUUGUUCGAUUUCGUCAAUUUUUAUUCUGCUUUGUUUUACAUCAUGUUGUUCAAGCAAAAAUUUUUCCACAGCGACACGGACAAGGAUGGCUGUCAAUUCCAGAGUUGUUUAACCGAACUCACAAUUCAAUUAGCAAUUAUUCUUAUUGGCAAACAAGCCGUUGGACAAUUUCAAGAGUUGCUUCUUCCCUGGAUACUCCGUAAAUUCCGUAAAGGUGCCAUCCUUGCUGAAAUGAAGGCGUUUGAAGACAAACACAAACGUUCAAAGAGAAAGGAUUCGGAGAUACCACAAUGGACCCAGGACGAUCGGUUGGUUUCCAUUCACAGCGAAGUGCGAUCUGAAUAUGAAGAAAUGGUCGUUCAGUUUGGCUUUAUCUCCUUGUUUGCUACCGCCUUUCCAUUAGCCCCGUUAUUUGCCUUUUUGAAUAAUUUAACGGAAAUUCGAUCGGAUGCGUACAAGUAUCUUGUAACAAACCAGAGGGCUGUCGGACAUCAAGCGCAGGAUAUUGGCAUGUGGGAGAAUAUUCUCCGAGUUAUUUCGCUCUUGGCCGUGCUCACUAAUGCAGGGAUCAUCGCAUUCCAUUCUACUUAUAUGCGAAAACAAUUCGAUAAAUAUAUUGAUAAUAACGAUCAAUUACUUGUUGCAAGAUUGCUGUUUAUGCUUAUAUUUGAGCAUGCUGUGUUUUUACUCAAAUUAGGCUUUGCUCUGCUGAUUCCUGAUGUACCAAAAGCCGUUCGCAUCGCUAUAGAGCGGGAGAAUUACAUGGCUCGUAUUGCUCUUGAAGAUGAAGAUCCAGCUGCUGAUGAAUUGGAGGAGGCUGAAGAGGAUGAUAAAAAGAUAUAUUCGCUCGUUGGUUCCUUGAACCUGCAGAAACUUAAAAGAGUCAUGCAUCAUAAUCAUGUGUAUUUCCACGAAAAAUCCCAGUAA
This is a messenger RNA of Paraglomus occultum, 1358 nucleotides long. The record is from the annotation of a GenBank genome assembly. Lineage: Eukaryota; Fungi; Glomeromycota; Glomeromycetes; Paraglomerales; Paraglomeraceae.